Messenger RNA from Suncus etruscus (white-toothed pygmy shrew), 637 nucleotides. RefSeq names its product thioredoxin like 4A (gene TXNL4A). Gene Ontology annotation, biological process: mRNA splicing, via spliceosome. Bases 127 to 555 code for a protein of 142 amino acids. The record is from RefSeq and is a predicted model, not a curated record. Gene Ontology annotation, cellular component: spliceosomal complex; U5 snRNP; U4/U6 x U5 tri-snRNP complex. NCBI's taxonomy places the organism in Eukaryota, Metazoa, Chordata, Mammalia, Eulipotyphla, Soricidae. The transcript has 4 exons.
GCACGCACGGCGCGCUCCAUGCCGGGAAGGGCCGCGGCGCUGUGCGGCGCGGGAGGCUCCAGGCUCCGAUGCUGCUGGAGGUGGCCCAGGCCGCGUCGGACGUGAAGCCCCGCGCCCGGCCCCACCAUGUCGUACAUGCUCCCGCACUUGCACAAUGGCUGGCAGGUGGACCAGGCCAUCCUGUCGGAGGAGGACCGGGUGGUCGUCAUCCGCUUCGGCCACGACUGGGACCCCACCUGCAUGAAGAUGGACGAGGUGCUCUACAGCAUCGCCGAGAAGGUUAAAAAUUUUGCAGUUAUUUAUCUUGUGGACAUUACAGAAGUGCCUGACUUCAACAAAAUGUACGAGCUGUAUGACCCGUGCACGGUCAUGUUCUUCUUCAGGAACAAGCACAUCAUGAUUGACCUGGGCACUGGCAACAACAACAAGAUCAACUGGGCCAUGGAGGACAAGCAAGAGAUGAUUGACAUCAUUGAGACUGUGUACCGGGGUGCCCGCAAGGGCCGGGGCCUGGUCGUGUCCCCCAAGGACUACUCCACCAAAUACAGAUACUGAGCAGCCAUGGUGGCGCGGAGCCUACUCUUGUAUUUAUUGGAAUAGCCCCUGUACAUAGCCACCUGAGGGAAUAAAACACUGG